Sinocyclocheilus anshuiensis is the source of this 1485-nucleotide messenger RNA. RefSeq lists its product as uncharacterized. Gene Ontology annotation, cellular component: mitochondrion. The transcript is spliced from 5 exons. The coding region runs from base 138 to 824 and encodes 228 amino acids. The record is from RefSeq and is a predicted model, not a curated record. Gene Ontology annotation, biological process: regulation of mitochondrial transcription. NCBI's taxonomy places the organism in Eukaryota, Metazoa, Chordata, Actinopteri, Cypriniformes, Cyprinidae. Gene Ontology annotation, molecular function: RNA binding.
AGUAGCAGCGACUGCUGAUUUGUUUUUACUGUGCUCGUUGGUAAACUCGAGAUUAGAGAGUCAAGGGGAGAUCACACAACUCAGUUAUUUGGGUAAGUGGACAGACAAGUCCUCAGCGACGUCGAGCUUGUCACAGUAUGCAGAAUCUGUCAGUGCAGGCACUGGCCCUGCGGCAGCUAGGCCGACUGAACUCCCUCCAGCUGCUCACACCAUGCCAUGCCUCUGGUCUCAGCAUGUGGUGCCCGCGAACAUUACACGCGCGUCAGUUGUGGGGUUCAGUCACUCCCCAAACACACCGUACAGCUAUGUGGCCAAGAUCAUGGGACACUCGGCAGAGCUGGUCGCUCCAUCAGGCCCGGCUCAAGAGCACGAGAAAAAAAGGGAAGCAAAAAGCAAUGCAGCAGCAGGAGGAGGAGGAGGAGGAACAGGAAGAUGCAGAGGCUAGUGAUUAUGAGGAUGAGCUUCCAGAUGACCCAGGCCUGCCAAAAGACUAUAAAGACCAUGAGAAAACUGUCCAAUCUCUACGUUUCGAUCUGGUUUUGAAGACCGGAUUGGACAUUGCACGAAAUGCUGUGGAGGAUGCUUUCUAUAACCUCAAAUUGAGACUGAAUGGUCAGAAACUCACCAAGAAGAGCAAAAUGGUUAAAGUGGGGGAUACACUGGAUCUGAUCCUAAAUGAGGACAAAGAAAUGGACACAGUCUUGCUGAAGAGAGUGAUCUUAAAAAAGGUGGUUGGAGAGACAAAAGACGCAGAAAAGCAGAGAGUCAUUCUAAGAUGCUGGAAACACCUACAACUUCCCAGAAAGGAUGUGUACAAGCAGUAAAGACCAAUUCUGUGAUGUGUAUGAGAGGUGAAAGAUCAGAAAAUGGGACAGAACUGAUAUUUCCUAUUCCACUCUCCAACCAUUUGAUUCUGAAACUGCAGAUUGAGGAGUUAAUGAGUUUUUCAAUGCCCAACAAAAACUGAAGGUCCUUUUCACAUCUAUUCACUUAACAGUAGUUCAUAACUGUUUCAUACUACUUAAAGAUUAUUUUUAUUAACUUUACAGGUCACAAAUGGAACACAAAAACAUCAUAUUGUUUAGAGGUGGUUUUGGUUAUAUGCAAUAUUUUAUUUUUAUGUUUACUAGACUCACAAAAUAACAUUGUGAGAUGAAUCAGAUAGUAUUUGGGAAAUCAGUUGUUUUCUGAUUCCUUGUUUAUGAUACCUUAUUUAGUUUUUACCAUUGUCUUUAUGACAUUGGUAGAUUUUCAAUGAGCAGUUUUCAGAGUGCCUUUGCAUACAGCUGCACUAAGAGAGCCAGACAAAAACAAACAAAAAAUAAAUAUUAAAAGGUUUUUACACAGCAUUUAUGCAAAAGAUUAAUGAGUCAGACCCACACAAAUAGUUUCCAAACUGUAUUUCUUUCUUUUUUUCUUCAUUAUAAUGGUCAGUGGUGGAAUAUACAAACAACACAAAUUUAAUCUCAAUAAACAUCAAAGAAA